AUGGGCAUGUACAAGAUUGGGUUUUUGAUAGCGGGAGCAGUGAUUUCAACCAUCCCGUGGGAUUCAUAUCUCAUCAGGCAGAAGAUCUGGACAUAUCCUCCAGGCGCCAUCGUCGGUCCAACGCUCCAGGACAUUCCAGCUGAAGAAGUUUUCUUCUUUUUCAUCCAAACCUUCAAUACUUCUCUACUUUAUCUCAUCCUAAGUAAAACUACGUUACAUUCUAUCUAUCUAGAUAGAGGACGUAGUUCCCAUAGAAUCAUCGGUCAGGUCAUACUCGUAGUUGCAAUUCUACAUGGCCUCGCGGCAGUUCAUAAUGGUGGAGAAGGUACCUACCUAGGCCUCAUCUUGAUUUGGGCUUGCCCUUUCAUCCUCUUAUUAUGGAGUCUUGCGUCUGACUUCUUGGUCCACCUACCCUUGACCAGCACCGUGAUCCCUAUUUUGGUGCCGACACUCUAUCUUUGGAUGGUCGAUACGUUUGCUCUACAUCGCGGGACAUGGAGUAUAUCCUCCGGAACAAAGCAUGGCAUUGAGCUGUGGAGGGGGCUUGAUAUCGAAGAAGCCAUCUUCUUUUUGUUGACAAACACCAUGAUUGUAUUCGGACAAGCGGCAUUCGACAAUGCCCUGGCCAUUCUGGACACAUUUCCUGAGAGAUUCAGACACGACACUGGUCUUCCAAGUCCGCCUCUCCUCAUUCAAACACUUCUCUUACCCAAAGCCAAGUACGACAAAGAGCGCAUCGCUGGGCUUGUCAACGCAACUACUCUUUUAAGUAAGAAAAGUCGGAGUUUCUACCUCGCCAGUGGAGCCUUCGAGGGGAAACUUCGGAUGGAUCUUAUUCGUCUCUACGCAUUUUGUAGGGCCGCUGAUGAUCUGGUCGACGAAGCCACAUCCACUGAAGCAGCAAGGUUGUGGAUCGAGAGGCUAGAGCGAUUCUUGCAGCUUGCGUUUGGCCAGAAAUCAUCAACAUCCGAGCUGGACGACUAUGUCAGGAAACAAUUCCCGGAACCGAUUCAGCAGGCAUUGCUACAGCUACCGACGAACUACCUUCCAAGCCAACCCCUCUACGAUUUGUUGAAAGGAUUUGAGACUGACUUGCUAUUUGCUACAAGCUUCCCAAUAGCAACUACCGAAGAUCUGGACUUGUAUGCAAGCCGUGUGGCGGGAACAGUUGCAGAGCUUUGCAAUUGCCUCAUACUUUGGCACUAUUCUCCAGAUAUAUCGGCAGAGUCACGUAGCCACAUUGUGAAUGGAGGCGUGCAGAUGGGAAUUGCUCUCCAAUAUGUCAACAUGGCACGGGACAUCACAGUGGACGCCGGCAUAGGCCGAGUCUACAUUCCGAGUACCUGGUUGAGCGAAUCGGGCUUAGAGGCUCAAGAUGUGGUUCAAACUCCAUCUGGAUCGUCCGUCGAAGGUUUGCGUCAAAGGCUCCUUGGUCGUGCCUUUGCGAAAUAUGAACUUGCUCGAGGGGCUAUUGAUGAGCUUCCUCCUGAGGUGAGAGGGCCGAUCCGGGUUGCCGUGGAAAGCUACAUGGAGAUUGGGCGGGUAUUGAGAGAACCGGGGUAUUCCGUUCGGGCUGGGAAAGCAACUGUGCCCUUGUGGAGGAGGAUCAGGGUUGCAUGGUCAGCGUUGAACCAGUAG
Molecule: messenger RNA, 1638 nt
Organism: Fusarium falciforme
Lineage: Eukaryota; Fungi; Ascomycota; Sordariomycetes; Hypocreales; Nectriaceae
Product: Bifunctional lycopene cyclase/phytoene synthase
Exons: 5
Coding region: 1-1638 (545 amino acids)
Biological process (GO): biosynthetic process
Molecular function (GO): intramolecular lyase activity; geranylgeranyl diphosphate synthase activity
Source: RefSeq, a predicted model, not a curated record